Molecule: messenger RNA, 720 nt
Organism: Rhodofomes roseus
Lineage: Eukaryota; Fungi; Basidiomycota; Agaricomycetes; Polyporales; Fomitopsidaceae
Product: cwf18 pre-mRNA splicing factor-domain-containing protein
Exons: 5
Coding region: 137-616 (159 amino acids)
Cellular component (GO): post-mRNA release spliceosomal complex; U2-type spliceosomal complex
Source: RefSeq, a predicted model, not a curated record
AUCGACUCUAGGGUGCUUAGUCAGCAGCACCCAUACCCCGCGGCACUGCCAAAUUAGGUGCCGCUUUAACAUGAACCAAGUUUGGGUUUGUGUUCUCUCCCAACCUUGACGCUCCUCCACACCGCGUGUCCGCAAAAUGUCACUCGCAGAUGCGUCCGAAGCCCGCAAGGCGCGGCUCGUAGCUCUCCGAAAGAGGAAAGCUGGAGAUGCCGUGGACGAAGGUGAAUCCGCAGAGGCUGUCAUCAAGCACAGAACCUUUGAUCCGGAAAGCCGUACACUGAAGAAGCACACCCGUGAAGAUGAGGUCCACAUGGAGGACACAGUGGAAAAGAGAGUAGAAGGCAUGGCAGAGGCCAUUAUCGCGGAAGACGAGCAACGAAGAGCUCAGGAUUUGGACUUAUUCAACAUUGCGCCGAAGCGGCCGAACUGGGACCUGAAACGGGAAAUGGAGAAGAAGCUCGCACGAUUGGAGCGCAAGACGCAAGAAGCGAUACAUACGCUCAUCCGGCAGCGAUUGUCAGCUCAGAAAGGACAGUCGGAUGAUCUCGUCGGGGCGAUGAGAGCCCAGGAAAGAGCAGAACAAGUGGAGAAUGACGCGUCUGACGAGGAGGACUGACAAAGAGUUACCUCCGCGCUUCUGUCAUCUGCUAGGGCGACUCGGCUACGUCCAGUAUACUUCAAGGCCGUACUUUUCGGUAUGAGGAUAAAAUAAUAUCCAAG